UACGCAUGGUAAUUCGGUGUUAAGUGUGUGAGACGUGUGCGCGCGUACUUUUCACUCGCGAAGAAUUUUCAUUGAAUUUUCACGCAAAAUUCGGGGAGUUUUCUCGAAUUGAUUCUCCUCAAUAACCCCCCAAAAAUUCAAUUGGAACUUGUUGUGUGUGCCACCCGCCGCCCAAUCCAGAGAGCUUUCGCAUCAACCCAGGAGAGACGCAAUGGCGACCACAGUUGCUAAGAAUGAGGCACCACAGCCCACAAAUGGCGUUGAUAAAGUCAAGAAGUGCAAAAGGUGCGAGAAGGAUGUCUUCCAGAUGGAGCUCAUCAAGGCGGAAAAGGCUUUCUGGCAUCGGAACUGCUUUAAAUGCUCAGAGUGCAAUAAGCAAUUGAGAAUGGACACGUAUCAGAGCCAUGAAGGCGUCCUUUACUGCAAGCCUCAUUUCCGCUCCCUCUUCGCUCCGAAGCCCGUUGAAGAGGUCUCCGAACCAUCGGUACAACCACGCAAAUACGAGGUGAUUGUGCGUGAAAAUCAGCCCCAGGAAUUGCCACCGGAUGUUGUGAGGUCCAGCGACAAGCCCAAUCUUGGGCUGGAGGAGCUGCAAUCCCUGGAUCUCCGUUCUCGGUAUCAGAUGUUUGAGAAACCCGAAACUCCAUCCACACCACGUGAGGGCCCACCACCAUCGAGGCAGGCCAUUAAGUCGAAGAUUGCGCGAUUGGGAUCAAAGGGAGUGGCAUCUGGGGUACCGGAUGAGGAGCUAAAGGGAAUGGCAGGUGAGGAUGGAUCUUCGAGUGAUGAAGAACCCAUUGGGGGGAAUUUCACCGAACGCCUGGGGUACAAGGAGAUGCGCGAUAUUCGUCGAAAGUUCGAAGAUGGCCACGUGGCGAGUCGCGAAGAGCGCCGCGAGGAACGCAAACAGGAGAUCCAGAAUAUCCGUUCACGUCUCUUCAUGGGGAAGCAGGCGAAGAUUAAGGAAAUGUACCAACAAGCUGUACUGGAGAGUGAGCAGGGUGGGAAUACGGGGCAGGUUAAGGACUUUGGGGUUUGCAAGGAGGCCAGUUCAAUUCGUGAUCGUUUUGAGCGGGGCGAGGUCUUCUCGCAGGCCAGGCAGACAUCUCGGGAGGAUGAUGUGAGUGAGAUUGUUCAGCACGGUCUGGCCAAGACGAGUCGCUCCAUUUUCCAGGAGUUAGACGCAAACCAGGGAACGGCUCCACCGCCAGUUCAGACUCCCAGGCCUGCAUCAGACCUGCACAGAUCCCCAUCAAUGGCGUCGGCAUAUCCACCAUCUGGUGAAAUUGUUCGCAGUGAUUCACAGGUGGACAACGUCCAUGUUGAGACAAAGGAGAUCAGCUCGAGGUUCAAGUUUUUCGAAACCUACCGUCCCAAGGAGGUGCAGAAGCGCGAAUUUCGUAUUACACCACCACGAGAGGGCGUUGUACGGAUGCCCUCCCCGGAGAAGCCAGAGUACGCCGACUGGCCCAAAGCGAGUGAACUCAUCGAGGAGGAGAUAGUCAGCAAGAAGACAGCCUCCAAGAUGUUGUCCAUCUUCCGACAAAUGGAAAUGAUGGACGAGGACGCACCAGCUGACCCGAAGGCACCCAAAGAGAUCACCCCACCACCGGAGAUCUCAACAAAUGGACACAAUACGUCAGGGAAGAUUUCUGAAGCUGAACGAAUUGCCAGAGCACGGGAGUUGAAGUCCAAAUUUGAAAAUUGGGACUUUGAGAAUGUCGAACGCAGUUCAAGCUCAGUUCGGCUCUUUGAUGGUGAAGAUGAGUCUCAGAUUGAGAGCACUAAGAGUCUCUCUGCUAAAUUUGAAUCAAUGAAGGACACUAGUCGCGUUUUUCGUCCUCGUGCAAAUAUCAAAGUUAAUCGAUUUGUGUGACCUCCUGGAUAAUGGAUUGAAAAUCCCGUACCCAGUGUGUGUAACUCUCCUCUUGUUCUUUCUAAAAGAUGUGCUACAUAUCUACAUAAUAAUUAUAUAUUUGUCAUACAUAUAUAAACAUUAUAUAUUAAAAUGUUCUCAAUAAAGCUAAUCCAUUU
Messenger RNA from Lutzomyia longipalpis, 2034 nucleotides. RefSeq names its product protein-methionine sulfoxide oxidase mical3b. Gene Ontology annotation, cellular component: plasma membrane; actin cytoskeleton. Gene Ontology annotation, molecular function: actin filament binding. The record is from RefSeq and is a predicted model, not a curated record. Gene Ontology annotation, biological process: actin filament bundle assembly. The transcript has 6 exons. NCBI's taxonomy places the organism in Eukaryota, Metazoa, Arthropoda, Insecta, Diptera, Psychodidae. The coding region runs from base 212 to 1876 and encodes 554 amino acids.